AGAAUGGCUCCCACAAAGAAGGGUGGCAAGAAGAAGAAGGGCUGUUCUGCGAUCAAUGAGGUGGUGACCCAGGAAUACACCAUCGACAUUCACAAGCGCAUCCCUGGCGUGGGCUUCAAGAAAUGUGCACCUCAGGCACUCAAAGAAAUCCGGAAAUUUGCCAAUCUAGAUGUACGCAUUGAUACCAGGCUCAACAAAGCUGUCUGGGCCAAAGGAAUAAGGAACGUCCCAUAUCAAAUCCGUGUGCGGUUGUCCAGAAAACGAAACGAGGAUGAAGAUUCACCCAACAAGCUCUACACUCUGGACUAUGUAUCUGUUACCACUUUCAAAAAUCUACAAAUAGUCAAUGUGGAUGAGAACUAA
This is a messenger RNA of Tupaia belangeri chinensis (Chinese tree shrew), 363 nucleotides long. RefSeq names its product 60S ribosomal protein L31. NCBI's taxonomy places the organism in Eukaryota, Metazoa, Chordata, Mammalia, Scandentia, Tupaiidae. Gene Ontology annotation, cellular component: cytosolic large ribosomal subunit; ribosome. Gene Ontology annotation, molecular function: structural constituent of ribosome. Gene Ontology annotation, biological process: cytoplasmic translation. The record is from RefSeq and is a predicted model, not a curated record.